AUGACUCGAUUCUUUGUCAGAUGCAGAUAUUUCGCAACGUGUGAUCGAGGAUGGCUCCAGCAAACACGGAGUGGUGACUUCGUUGUAUUGCGGGGAGCAAUCGGAGGUGGCGCCCUCUCGCCGGUGCCAAGACCUUCAGAAGUGACCACCUUGCGCAGCUUUCGCUCUUCCCACCUCUCUUUACGGCCCUCACCAUUGGCAUUCCAGCCCAAGUCAUUCGUUGAUUUGAUGUUUCUAUUUUGA
Penicillium bovifimosum is the source of this 243-nucleotide messenger RNA. RefSeq lists its product as uncharacterized. Bases 1 to 243 code for a protein of 80 amino acids. The transcript has 2 exons. Lineage: Eukaryota; Fungi; Ascomycota; Eurotiomycetes; Eurotiales; Aspergillaceae. The record is from RefSeq and is a predicted model, not a curated record.